CCCCCCUCCCUGGGGGCUGUCGAGCUGCGGGGCAGCGGCAGCAGCGACUCGGGCCGGCGUUUCCCCGCCCUUCAGCUGGGGGCUGCUGACCCUGUGGAGGGGCCCCCGCCGGGUGAGUACCAGGGCUGCGGGUGUCUUUGUUCAGUGGUGACGAUGGCCCUGCCUGGGCAGGAGGACUACGUGUUCGCCUACCGCGACUCAUCGCACCCUGCGUGCCUGCUGGACGCGUUCAGGGCGUUCUACCUAGACGGGCUAUUCACUGACAUCGCGCUUCAGGCCGCCUCGGGAGUCCUGCUGCAUUGCCACAGAGUCGUCCUGGCGUCUUGCAGCUGUUAUUUCAGAGCCAUGUUCACAGCCGAUAUGAAAGAGAAAUCUAAAAACCAGAUCAGGCUUCCCGAGCUGAGCCACGCCGUCCUGGAAGCCCUCGUGAAUUAUGCGUACACCUCCCAGAUCCAAAUAACAAAGAGAAAUGUGCAAAGCCUGCUGCAGGCGGCUGAUCUCCUCCAGUUUGUCUCAGUCAAGAGAGCCUGUGAGCAGUUUCUAGUCAGGCAUCUGGAUGCUGACAACUGCCUUGGGAUGCAUGCCUUUGCUGAGCACCACAAUUGCCUGGAACUGGAAAAAGAGUCCCGGAGGAUGUUGCUGUGGCAGUUUGAAGAAGUGUGGAAGCAGGAGGAGUUCCUGGAUGUUAGCAAGGAGAAGCUGGCUUUCAUCCUCUCCAGAGAGAACCUCAAUGUCUGGAAAGAAGAGGCGGCUGUUGGAGCUGUUGUUAGGUGGGUUGCACACAAUGUAGAGGAAAGAAUUGAAGACAUCUAUGAACUGCUGAGCUGCAUCAAACUAGACCUAGAUAACACGUAUUUGAGGUCAGCUUUAAGCCUGCAAAAAAAAUGCCGACUUAAUGAUAAUAAGAUAAGGUCCCUCGUGUGCAGUGCCCUAAACCCUGGUCCCAAAGGCCUUUCCAAAAGACCAACGGCCACCAUGUAUGUGGUUGGAGGAUAUUAUUGGCAUCCCUUAUCAGAAGUGCACGUUUGGGAUCCUUUAACUAAUGCGUGGCUCCAGGGAGCAGAAAUGCCGGAUCACACUCGUGAGAGCUAUGGGGUCACAAGCCUGGGGCCAGACAUAUAUGUGACAGGAGGCUACAGAACAGAAAGCAUCGAAGCCCUGGAUACUGUGUGGAUAUAUAACAGCGAGCAGGAUGAGUGGGCAGAGGGCUGCCCCAUGCUUGAUGCAAGAUACUACCACUGUGCAGUAUCCCUGAGCGGCUGCAUCUACGCACUGGGUGGCUACCGGAAGGGAGCUCCAGUGCAAGAAGCUGAGUUCUAUGAUCCUUUGAAAAAGAAAUGGGUUCCUAUUGCAAACAUGAUCAAAGGUGUUGGGAACGCCACCGCCUGUGUCCUCCACGAAGUCAUCUACGUAACCGGCGGUCAUUAUGGCUACAGGGGAAGCUGCACCUAUGAUAAGAUCCAGAGAUACCAUUCGGGUAGCAAUGAGUGGAGCAUCAUCACCACAAGUCCACAUCCAGAAUAUGGACUGUGUUCAAUCACAUUACAAAACAAGAUCUAUUUUGUGGGUGGACAGACCACGAUCACAGACUGCUAUGACCCAGAGCAGGACGAGUGGAAGCAGAUGGCUCACAUGUUGGAACGGAGAAUGGAGUGUGGCGCAGUGGUGAUGAACGGGUGCAUCUAUGUGACAGGAGGAUAUUCCUAUUCCAAAGGAACGUAUCUGCAGAGUAUUGAGAAAUUUAACCCUGAACUAAACACAUGGGAAGCAGUAGGCAACCUUCCCAGCGCCAUGCGUUCACAUGGCUGUGUCUGUGUGUAUAAUGUGUAAGCAUUAGAUUUUCAUAGCACUGAUGAAGAAAAGAGAUAUGAUAUUCCUAAUGGUACUGAUUACCUCAUGAACAAGAUAACUAACACAAUCUCUUAGUGCACAUUCGCUAAGGACUGUACAAUUUGUUUUAAAUAAUUCAGAAGGGUAAAUAUGGGGAAAAUAUUUCCAUGUUUUCUCUGUCAUGGAAACUUUCAAAUGACUCUAAUAAUACUUUGUACAGCUUUGUACAUCAGAACUACAGUGAAAAACAAAUUUAUUUUUACCAAUCACUGGAUAGAACUAACUUGAUGCUAAGGUGAGCAAAACCAACGUAUUUUGCCUUUCUGUGGAGCAGCGGGCUUAGGAUAUAAUCUUUGAUACUCUGAAGAUAGAUGUAGGAAUGGCUCAUUGCCACAGAUUUGAUGUGUGAGACAUACACAGUGAUAUCACUUGGAGAGUAGUGUUACACAUCCAGGAACUGCAGGCAGCUGCAGGGCAUCUCUAAAUCCACCUUCAGAUGCCAGAGUGAAGAAGAAUACGCACAGAGAAAGGGGGAAGAAAUACCACCUGGUAGCCCAGGUAUGCAAACAGAAACUGUAUGCCAGCUUCAUGGUGUUGUAGUGGGAUUUUGGACUGCUUUGCAGCUGUUGUUGAUUGCUGUAUGUUUUAUACUGAGAGAAAAGCCUUACUAUGAUAACUGUUUUUGAUAUUUAACACAUGUUCUCCUAGAAUGGAAGGUGGAGUGGGACCGAAUGGUCCAGAGUCCCCCUGCUGCUGCGGGACUGCAUGCAGUCUGACACAAGUGAUCCUAUCAGAGCAAGGCUGGGUUAGCCUGCACAGGCCCUGCAGUCCUGCUUACAGAAUGACAGC
Meleagris gallopavo (turkey) is the source of this 2679-nucleotide messenger RNA. RefSeq names its product kelch like family member 23 (gene KLHL23). NCBI's taxonomy places the organism in Eukaryota, Metazoa, Chordata, Aves, Galliformes, Phasianidae. The record is from RefSeq and is a predicted model, not a curated record. Gene Ontology annotation, molecular function: protein binding.